Fusarium pseudograminearum CS3096 is the source of this 450-nucleotide messenger RNA. RefSeq lists its product as uncharacterized. The coding region runs from base 1 to 450 and encodes 149 amino acids. The transcript has a single exon. Lineage: Eukaryota; Fungi; Ascomycota; Sordariomycetes; Hypocreales; Nectriaceae. The record is from RefSeq and is a predicted model, not a curated record.
AUGCGUUUCUCGGUCUGCACCGCUCUCACCCUCGCGGCCGGCGCUCUCGCGACCAAGGAAAAGGUCACCGUUUCCAAGCUUUCCAUCCACAGCGUUGGAAGCCCCGUCGGUACCUCCAUUAAGAGUGUCUCUUUCGUUCUCAACGGAGAUGAUGCCGACAACAUCAAGUGCUCCGCCAAGAACGUUGCCUUCCCCGAACCCGACGAUAUCUUGUCAUGUGGCGACUCCAACUAUGCCUUCACCCUUUGGAAGGGCGAGAAGGGCGCCAAGUUCCGCGUCAUGGUCUACCAUGACGUUGGAGACAGCCGCGCCGACCUUCGAGGUGGUGCCGAUAUUCGCACCAAGUGCGACAACAGCCAGGGCAGCGGCCCAGCUGACGAAAUCUGCACUCAGGUCAAGCCUGUGAGCUUCACCAUUGAUGGACCCGUCGGUAGCAGCCCUGGCAACUAA